Messenger RNA from Cylas formicarius (sweet potato weevil), 6828 nucleotides. Its product is annotated as trithorax group protein osa-like. The record is from RefSeq and is a predicted model, not a curated record. NCBI's taxonomy places the organism in Eukaryota, Metazoa, Arthropoda, Insecta, Coleoptera, Brentidae. Gene Ontology annotation, molecular function: DNA binding; nucleosome binding. Gene Ontology annotation, cellular component: brahma complex; nucleoplasm; SWI/SNF complex. Gene Ontology annotation, biological process: positive regulation of DNA-templated transcription; chromatin remodeling; regulation of transcription by RNA polymerase II.
GUUGGCAACGUCUAUACAAAGGCUAAAAACACCGAGCAAAACCUCGCCGUAGAAAUGAGUCAAUAUCGACAGGAUGGAGGUGGCGGUUCGGCGACAGUUCCAAACGCUGCCGGCUCGGGCCCCUCGCCCGGUCCGGGUUCAAACAGUGUCUCCGACUCGAGUCUCGGCGGUGAAUCGGAAUCCUCGGCCGGACCCGGGGCCACCGCCGCGUCGACAGACUCAAAUAUGUAUGCGUCAGAAGGUCCUCCGGCUCCUGCGCCCCAGCCGGACGGCCACGGUUACGGUUAUCCGUACGGGAGCGGGCCGGAAAGUGGCGUGCACGGCUUCGGACCGCGACAACCGUUCGGUGGUGGGCCCGGGCCCAAGCAGCUUCAGGCGCACCGUUUCGUGCCUAAUCCCGCGAUCUCACAACCCUCCGGCCCGACGCCGACGCUCAAUCAGUUGCUACAAAGUAACAGCCCCAUGCCUCACAGAUACCAAAACAACUACUCGCUUCCGGAUCAGCAGCAUUAUAACCAGUGGCCCCCGCAAAAACCUCACCAACAAGGCUAUGGCCCGGGGCCCGCGCCACCUCCCGUACCAUACAGGACGCAACAAUCAUUGUCGCCAGCAUACGGUGGCGGUCCUGGCUCUGCGCCAAGUCCGGGUGGUUACGAUUCUAGGACGGGCUGGCCGGGCGGUCCUCCAUCAUCUGGAGGAUCGCAACACGGACCCGGAAGUCCGGGCCAGCCGCAACCUCCACACCAACAAUCCCAACAAGGCCAACCUCCCCCAUCCCAACCCCAACAGAAUUCGUCGAGUGGUAAUCAACCGUCGCCUCAGCCUUCGCAACCGCCUAUUAGUCACUCGCCCGGACCCGGGCCUGGUGGACAAAUGCCGCCUAGUCCUCAGCAACAUCAACAGCACCAAGGCGGGGCCGGUGGUGCUCAUCAACAGUCGCAGCAGGGCUUUCCAAACAGGCCACCACCACCGACCACGCCUAACGCUCACGCUCCCGACGCUGCGGAUCUUAGCGGCGGCAACAGCAACGAUAGUUCGGGGGGUCCCGCACCUGGUACUCCCAAUUCUCAGGGUAUGCGGCCGACGCCAUCGCCUACCGGCUCCACCGGCUCCAGGUCCAUGUCGCCCGCCGUCGGCCAAAACAUUCCUAUGCCUCCACGACCGUCCAGCGGUCAGUCGGACGGCGGCGGCGGCGGCGGCGGCGGCGGCGGAGGCGGGGGAGGCGGCAACGGCGGUAGCGGCAUUCCGACGCGCAUGAGUCAUUCGCCGAUGCCGACGGCGGGCGGCUACGGCCAGCCCGGCUCCCAAUCUCCCCAUCCGACGUCCGCCUCCCCCCACGCUGCCUCCGCCUAUAAAGUCAUGGUUCCGGGGGCGGGUGGGCCCCCCGCGACGGGACAACAGAUGCCUCUCUACCAACAUCAGCCGGGACAGUACCCGCAGGCGGGGGGAGGUUAUCCACCCAGACCGUCGGGAAAUUUUGGUCCGGGACAGGCUUACGGUCCAUCGGGCCCUCAACCCCCGUUAUCGAACAACAUGCCCCCUCAGCAAUUUCCCGGCCGGUCGGGUCCACCGAACCACAUGCAAAACUCCCAAUUUCCCCCCUACCAGCAGACGUGGCCGACGUCGGUGUCUUCGCAGAAUCAAAAGGGUACCGCUAGCGGGGGUUCCAACGGCCAAAAUCCCCCCUCGCAAGGGGGCCCCGGUUGUCAAUCGCCCGGACCCAACAUGCGACCGCCUCACUACCUCAAACAUCACCUCCAACACAAAAUGGGCUUCGCGGGUGUGGGACCUGGUUCCGCUCCUCCCAGUCCCGGGCCACCUCAGAGUUUCCACAUGGGCCCGCCCGCGGGUCACCACCAUUCCGGCAUGGGACCUCCUCCGUCGAUGGGGCCCCCGAAUAUACCGCCUUCUAGUAGUCCCCUGUUACCUAACAACCACCCCCACGACAGUCCCAUGCCGCCGCCCAGUUCCACGCCCAAUUCGCACACACAGAUGGUGCCCGAAAUGUUGGAUAACGGGAUCACCACCACCUCGCAGGGCUCGAUGGGCACCCACGUGACAGCGGCAGCGGCCUCUGCCGGAUCGGUUACGUCGGUGGUCACCACCGGCCCGGACGGAACGCUCAUCGACGAGGGAUCCCAGCAGUCCACGUUAUCCAACGCGUCAGCGGCGUCGGGCGAGGACCCCGGCUGUCCCCAGACACCGAAAGCGUCGAGGAAACACGAAAUGGUGCAUUACGGGCACCCGAGUACCCCGCAGAACACGGUACCGUCGCCCGGUGCCGCCAGUAUGAACUCCAUGCACGAGGAUUACGGCGACUUGAGCAGUCCGAGCUGGCCCCGCACCCCCGCCAGUCCGGUGUUUAACAGUCAUGUGCCUCCCCAGGAUACAUAUCGCUCAAAGAAAACUGACAGCCUCAGCAAGUUAUACGAAAUGGACGAGAGCCCCGAACGUAGGGCUUGGUUAGAUAAGCUUUUGGCUUUCAUGGAUGAUAGGAGGACACCUAUCACGACGUGUCCCACCAUUUCCAAGAAUCCCCUUGAUUUGUUUCGCUUGUAUAUGUAUGUUAAGGAUCGUGGUGGUUUCAUGGAGGUGACUAACAACAAGACUUGGAAGGACAUCGCCGGGAUGUUGGGAAUCGGAGCGUCGUCAAGCGCCGCGUACACCCUUAGGAAGCAUUACACGAAAAAUCUUCUGGCUUACGAGUGUCAGUUCGACAGGGGCGGCAUCGAUCCGCAGCCGAUCAUCAACAAAGUGGAGGCCAGCAGUAAAAAGAAGAGCAACAAGGCCAGUUCGGUGCCAUCGCCGGGCUCGUCGAAUUCGCAGGACUCGUUCCCUCCGGGCGGGGCCGGAGGCGCCAUGGAUGGCUACGGCGGAUACAACGGGUACUCGACUUCGAAUAAUCCUGAAUAUCAACCGCCCAGGCCUUCGUCGCAGUCCGCACCGUCUCCCCACAGCGGGUCAACCGGGGCCAAUCAUCUGAACAGUGCAGCUCCCGGUGGUCCUAGUCCCGCAGGCGGGACCGGGGAUAACGUAAGCGUUUCGAAUCCGUUCGAUGACGUGUCUCCGAGCCCAUCUCCGCGAGGAGGACCGUUUCCGGGCGGUCCUCACCCGCCCUAUCCGACCGGAACACCCCCAAGAGCGCCCGCAGGUCAGAAUUAUUCCGGUCAGCCCGGCUAUCAGUACCCCGGUCCGGGGCCUGGCCAAAACGCCCCACCAGAUCAGUAUUCCCCCUAUUCCAACACCCAAGGUUAUCCGCCCGCUGUAAGACCGGUCUAUGCUCCAUAUUCAGGUGAUUCGUCGGCCGCCGCGCCAGGUCAGCCGAACAGCGGUCAACCGGCGCCCUCUGGCGGCGGUCAGGAUCCUUACAAUCGCUAUAACGCCAAUCCUGCGGGCGCGUACGGCCCCAGGCCGCCCUAUGCGGGAAGCCAGGGCGGUAGCGGGCCGCCAUCUUCGCAAGCGAACGCACCGCCGGGUUCUUAUCCGCAUCAGGAUUAUUACAGACCCGAUCAGGUAACCUAAAACUGCUUCAAACCCCUACCCCGUACGUUAAAACGAUGAUUUCAGAACGCUAAUAGCGGUUACGCUGCGGUACCAUCGACUUCGAACAAGAAUAUGCCUCCUCCAGGGCCGCAACCUCCGCGAAGGCAUCCUGAUUUCGCCAAAGAUCAACCGUAUCCUCCGUACGGGCAACCGAGGCAACCCAUGUAUGGUGGCUGGCCGAACAAUAAUCAAUACCGUGCUCCCCAAUACGGCGCCCCCGGGAGCAAUCAGGGCGCUCCUCCGCAGCAGUGGAACCAAGGCAAUAGAAGUGGGGGACCGUGGCCCAACAACCAGGGUUAUCAAGGCACACAGCCCGGUCAACAGCAGUGGCAGCCCAUCGCAAGUCAGGGAGGUCAGUCUUCGCCGAUGAGGCCGGUGCACAGGCCCGGGAAGCCGUUCCCGCCCAUUAUGCCACCGGCCGGAGCCAGCAAAGGGCCGCAGCAGCAAGUCAGCAAUUCGUACGGACAUAACCAACUUCCGAAACGAGAGAUAACGUUCCCGCCGGACAGUGUUGAAAACGUCACCCCCGUGUUGUACAGGAGAAAGAGGAUGUGCAAAGCGGACGUAGCUCCGGUGGAUGCUUGGAGAUUGAUAAUGUCUUUACGUUCCGGUUUGCUGACGGAGAGUACAUACGCUCUGGAUAUGCUUACCAUUCUUCUGUUUGACGACUCGUCCGUGGGAUAUUUUGGACUGAGCCAGUGGCCGAGUCUUUUGGAUCUUUUGCUGGAACAUUUCAAAAGGAACUUGUCGGACAUGUUCGACCACGCUUACCCCAAGGAGGAUAAGCCGGAAACGAUCGACGUGGACUUGGGAGGGGUCGCGAAACCUAUCGACCCAAACGCCAAGACUCUGGUACUAUCCAAAACCACAAAUUAUACGUUGAUGUCGCGCAGAGGCGAUCCAGUCAAGUUCGUCGACCGCAGUGAUGAUAUCUUUGUGCAAGAUAAUUUGAGGGAUUGGGAUCUUCACGGUGAAACGAACGCCGCGACUAUAGUCGCGGAAAUACCAGAAGAUCCAUGGCAUACAGAUGCCGAACGCAUUCUCCCGAAUUUUCAAGCAGAAUUUGGUCGUAUACCAUUCCAAAUGAAGUUGGAGGACAAGCGGGAGGUGUCCGGUUCGUCAAAGGAGGAUGUGGUGGUGGUGACGGUGGAGAAGCUGUCGACUCCGUGUACCGACGAGGUGCCGCCUCCUAAACUUAGUGACAAAAAACAUAGGACAAAGACAUUAAGUGAUGUGAUAUCUCGAAUUAAAAAGGACUCGCCAGAGGACGAUGUGCUCACAUUAGAGUCGCCUACGAAGAUGGACAGAGUAAAGACUGAGGUAGUGAGUGAGAUGAACUGUGAAGAGUUAGCCUCGAGUGUAGAUCUGAACGUUAGUGUAAACGGGGAGUGCAGUAGCAGUAGUGAAAUGAAGAAGGCGAGGGAAGAGCCUGUUCACGAUCCGGCCGGCUCAUUGAAACGCAGGCGCCUCUCCGAUUAUGAGGAUGAGUGUUAUUCAAGGGACGAGGCCAGCUUGGUUCUUCUUACCGAGAGUCAGGAUAAUCUCGGCAAGCGAUGUGUUUGUAUAUCAAACAUUCUUAGGAGUUUGACGUUCAUUCCUGGAAACGAAGUAGAGUUUGCCAAGAAUUACAGCUUCCUGGCGCUCAUCGGUAAACUGCUAUUGCUCCACCAUGAACACCCUCCACGUACCCAGAAGACUAGGAAUUACGAUCGCGAGGAGGACGCCGAUUUUGCGGACUCGUGCAGCAGUUUGCAGGGUGAGAGCGAAUGGUGGUGGGAUUUCCUAGCGCAGAUCCGCGAAAACAUACUGGUAUGUAUUGCCAACGUGGCGGGUCAAAUAGACGUGUCACUGUACGAGGAACAAGUGGCGAGGCCGUUGCUCGACGGAUUACUGCAUUGGGCCAUUUGUCCGUCUGCGACCGCUCAAGACCCGUUCGCUUCGGUGGGGCCGUCGUCUCUAUUGUCUCCCCAACGCCUGGCACUGGAGGCACUCUGCAAACUUUGCGUUACCAACAGCAACGUCGAUUUAGUCAUAGCGACGCCGCCAUUUUCCCGAUUGGAAAGACUGUGUACAGUGUUGACGAAACACCUAUGCCGAUCUGAGGACCAAGUGCUGCGAGAGUUUUCCAUAAACCUGCUCCAUUAUUUGGCAGCGGCUGACAGCAGUAUGGCGCGCGUGGUCGCCGCGCAGACGCCGUGCGUCUCUUUACUGGUUGCGUUCAUAGAACAAGCGGAACAGAGCGCUUUGGACGUGGCGAACCAGCGCGGUAUAGGCGCGCUUAGGGACAACCCCGAUUCGAUGGGCACAAGCCUGGACAUGCUGCGGAGGGCGGCAGCUACGUUGGUAUUCCUCUCCCGGCACCCCGACAACAAGGCCCUGCUGGUGCAGCAGGAGUCUCGACUGUUGGCCCUCGUCAUGAGUCAGAUAUUGGACCAGCAAGUGGCGUUACUUAUUUCCAAAGUGCUGUUUCAAAUAUCACGCAGCUAAUCCGGCCCGCCUCUGUGUAGAUAAGAUUACCGAACGAACGAGACGUAAGUCACCCUAAGCGGCCUUUGUUCUGGUGUACAGUUUCGAACGGUGGACCGUGGGUGUGUGAAUGCGUGUGGUGUGCGACGCGAAUGUAUCGACCGACCGAUGGAUGUGACUAACCGAGACCAAGACUAUAGGUACGAGACACCGAUCUCCAUGAUAGCUAAUGAAUUCACAUAGUGUAAUCCACUAAUUGUACCAUUUUGUAAAUUAAGCGACAUAUGUCUUUCUGGAAAAUGUUAAACAUACAUCCAUGUUACUUAUUUUAUGUUAUUUAUUAAUUUGAUAUACGAACCGAUUAAUGGUACUACUGCUGCUGUAGCCGUUCAGCUCUCGAGUGGUCGCGUACCUCCCACCAUCCCCCCACUCCUCCUCUCCCCCCCCAUACCGGUGCAGGUACAGACAACAGCCGCGAUUCACUUUCUAUUAUUUCAUGUUUGGUAUUACUGUGCGAAUGCUUUAUACAUGUCUGAUAAUGAAUUUGAUUAAAUAAAUGUACAAAAGAAGUACCGAAAGUGGUGUUUUUUAUACAAGUUUUGAUUUUCUAUGUAUAGUUAGAAAUGUUUUAUACAUCCCAUUUUAGCUGUUACAUUUAAAUCUGUUAUUCGAUUUCGAACAAGGACGGACUGUAACAUUAGAGAGGACAGUCUCGCAACUAGAACUCAAAUGUAGUUUAAAAUAUGUGGUGAUAUUUUUCUGGCUGUAGGUAUAUUCAUCUUAUGUACGAUUGCAUAUUGUAAAAUAAGUAAAUGCUAA